UCCAUCGGGCGGCUCGUCGUUUAGUCUACGCUAUCAAGUCGAACAGAUCGGAUCAGAAAAACCCUAAGCUCGUGAGGAAAUUUGAACCAGAUUUUCUUUCAUUCCAAGGCUUUGAAAGUUGAAAUAUUUUAGUGUUUUAAAAGUGCUAAAGUGAGAUUUUUAAGUUCAAUUGCAAAAGAUUUUCACACGUGGUGGCAUCCUGAACGAUGGCAAAGGUUCCAGCAGUCGGUAUCGAUCUGGGCACGACAUACUCGUGCGUGGGCGUUUUUCAGCACGGCAAGGUGGACAUCAUCGCCAAUGACCAGGGCAACCGGACCACCCCGUCCUAUGUGGCAUUUACCGAUUCGGAGCGGCUGAUUGGCGAUGCCGCCAAAAAUCAGGUGGCCAUGAACCCCAACAACACUAUCUUCGAUGCCAAACGUUUGAUCGGUCGCAAGUUCGACGACCCAACCGUGCAAGCAGAUAUGAAGCACUGGCCCUUCGAUGUGGUCAGCGAUGGUGGUCGUCCGAAGAUGAAGGUUGAUUAUAAGGGCGAAACGAAGACGUUCUUCCCGGAGGAAAUCUCCUCAAUGGUGCUGACUAAAAUGAAGGACACCGCUGAGGCUUAUUUGGGCAGCAAGGUGGCUAACGCUGUCAUUACCGUUCCAGCUUAUUUCAAUGAUUCUCAACGUCAGGCCACCAAGGAUGCCGGUGCCAUUGCCGGAUUGAAUGUGCUGCGAAUUAUUAAUGAACCGACUGCGGCUGCUAUUGCCUACGGUCUGGAUAAGAAAGCCGCUGGCGAGAGGAAUGUUCUGAUUUUCGAUCUUGGUGGUGGUACUUUUGAUGUGUCGGUUUUGACCAUCGAAGAUGGCAUUUUUGAGGUUAAGUCUACUGCUGGUGACACCCAUCUGGGAGGUGAAGAUUUCGAUAACCGCAUGGUUAGCCACUUUGUCGAGGAGUUCAAGAGGAAGCACAAGAAGGAUUUGUCCAGCAACAAGCGUGCUGUGAGACGUCUGCGCACGGCCUGUGAAAGGGCGAAGCGAACCCUGUCUGCUUCGACUCAAGCCAGCAUCGAAAUUGAUUCCUUAUUCGAAGGUAUCGACUUCUACACCUCGAUCACUAGGGCUCGUUUUGAGGAACUCAACUCGGAUCUGUUCCGUGACACGAUGGAACCUGUUGCUAAGGCUCUUCGUGAUGCCAAGAUGGAUAAGAGCAACAUCAACGACAUUGUACUUGUUGGUGGAUCUACUCGUAUCCCGAAGGUACAGAAGUUGCUGCAGGAAUUUUUCAACGGCAAAGAGCUGAACAAAUCGAUCAAUCCAGAUGAGGCUGUUGCCUAUGGAGCUGCUGUUCAGGCCGCAAUUCUUCAGGGAGACAACUCUGAAGCUGUCCAGGAUCUGUUGCUUCUGGAUGUUACCCCACUGUCUUUGGGUAUCGAGACCGCCGGAGGAGUAAUGACCGUGCUAAUCAAGAGAAACACUACCAUCCCUACGAAGCAGACUCAAACCUUCACCACUUAUUCAGAUAACCAACCUGGAGUGUUGAUCCAGGUAUUUGAAGGCGAGCGUGCCAUGACUAAGGACAACAACCUGUUGGGCAAGUUUGAACUCAGUGGAAUUCCACCAGCCCCUCGAGGUGUGCCACAGAUUGAGGUUACCUUCGAUCUCGACGCCAACGGUAUUAUGAAUGUGUCGGCUAUUGAAAAGUCUACCAACAAGGAAAAUCGCAUCACUAUCACCAACGAUAAGGGUCGUCUCAGCAAGGAUGAUAUCGAUCGUAUGGUGAAUGAAGCCGAGAAGUUCCGCAAUGAAGAUGACAAGCAACGUGAGAAGAUUGCUGCCAAGAAUUCGUUGGAGUCCUAUUGCUUCAAUAUGAAAUCAACGAUGGAGGAUGCCAACGUUAAGGACAAGAUUCCGGAUGCUGAUAAGACUCUUAUCAUGGACAAAUGUAAUGCUACCAUUCAGUGGCUCGAUGGUAAUCAAACUGCUGAGAAGGAGGAGUUCGAACACAAGCAGAAGGAAUUGGAAGCUGUGUGCAAUCCGAUCAUCCAGAAGUUGUACCAGAGCACCGGUGGGGCUCCACCCGGUGGUAUGCCAGGUGGUAUGCCUGGAGCCGGAGGACCUCCACCACCAUCCGGUGGCGCUGCUGGACCCACCAUUGAAGAGGUUGAUUAAAGAAUGAGUGCAGUUGUUGAAUGACAUCAUUAUUUGGUUGAUUUAUUUUUGAAAUCAAGCAAAUACCAAUAAAAAAACAUCUAAUUUA
Uranotaenia lowii is the source of this 2241-nucleotide messenger RNA. RefSeq names its product heat shock 70 kDa protein cognate 4-like. Gene Ontology annotation, molecular function: ATP binding; misfolded protein binding; ATP hydrolysis activity. NCBI's taxonomy places the organism in Eukaryota, Metazoa, Arthropoda, Insecta, Diptera, Culicidae. Gene Ontology annotation, biological process: protein refolding; vesicle-mediated transport; cellular response to unfolded protein. The coding region runs from base 207 to 2153 and encodes 648 amino acids. The record is from RefSeq and is a predicted model, not a curated record. The transcript has 3 exons. Gene Ontology annotation, cellular component: cytoplasm; nucleus; plasma membrane.